Ilex paraguariensis (yerba mate) is the source of this 2593-nucleotide messenger RNA. The record is from the annotation of a GenBank genome assembly. NCBI's taxonomy places the organism in Eukaryota, Viridiplantae, Streptophyta, Magnoliopsida, Aquifoliales, Aquifoliaceae.
GCAGGACAUUUCCAAGACAUCCACAGGCACACUUCAUCAACAACCGAUCUAUGGAGAUCUUCCGCAAAUUGGAUGGCCUCACAAAGGAGAUCCAGAGGUCCCAACCACCAGUAGAUUUUUGGAGAAAGUUUGUAUACUGUAUAUCUCUCACUGGUCCUCUUCUUGGGUCAGUUGACCAUAUGCAACCUCAAGGGUUGUCAGCCCAAUCUCUGUUGCACACUUCUCACAGUACAAACUGACCAACUUACUACUUAAGCAGCUCGAAAACCUUAGCUUCCAUGUUGGUACUUGUGAAGAGCUCAAAAGUCUUAAUCAAGGGCCACUCAAGGAAAGGGAGAUAUUAAUGGGACAUGAGUGUGUAUCAAUUGGUGCCACUGACCGCUGCAUUACUGUAACUGCAUCCUUCCUCAAGGACGGGGUUUAUAUGGAGAAUGAUAUCCAGUGUAGUUUCCUAGUUGGGACAGAUGGUGCAGGAAGUACUGUGAGGAAGCUUGUAGGAAUAGAUAUGAGAGGCGAAAAGGACUUGCAGAAUCUUGUUAGUGUCCAUUUCUCAAGCCAAGACCUUGGACAGUACUUGCUCAGUGAAAGACCUGGCAUGCUAUUUUUUAUUUUUAAUACUGAAGGUAUAGGGGUUCUUGUUGCUCAUGAUCUGAAGCAAGGGGAAUUUGUAUUGCAGGUAGUGCAGGCUGUGAUAUAUGUUCAGGGAUUUCUGUUGGUUUAUGACUGCUGUAACCUGCACAAUAAACCUACAAUUUGGUCGUUAUCUUUUGCCUUGCAGGUACCAUUUUAUCCACCUCAGCAGAAGCUUGAGGAUUUCAGCUACAAGGUAUUUUUCUGUCGUUACCAAAUGAUCUAUUACGGUCAAGAAGAUAUACAGAAGAAUGCUAUUUGGUAAAGUAAUAAGAAUAUAAGGGAUUUUUGCUAUUGAUAUUCUGCAUAUCAGAUGUACUGGGUGUUUAGGAGGUUUAGGUGAAUGGUAUAGUAUAGCAAGUAAGGAUAUGAUGAUUCCAUUAUAAUCGUAUUGUUCGGAGGAUUCAACUUUUUGUAGAUGUGUGAAAGGUUAAUCAUCAAAUUGGUUGGCCAAGAGCUUGCAGACAUAGAUGUGAUAGAUAUAAAGCCAUGGGUGAUGCAUGCUGAAGUUUCUGAGAGAUUUGUAUCUUGUGACAACCGAAUAAUAUUAGCUGGUGAUGCUGCUCAUCGUUUUCCUCCAGCUGGUGGUUUUGGAAUGAAUACUGGCAUUCAGGAUGCUCAUAAUCUUGCCUGGAAAUUAGCCUCUGUUAUCAAGGGUACUGCUCCAUUGUCACUUGUUGCCACUUAUGAAAUGGAACGUAGGCCGAUUGCAAUUUUCAAUACUGAACUCAGUGUCCAAAAUUUUAGAGCAGCAAUGGAAGUUCCUGCUGUCCUUGGUCUUGAUCCAACUAUUGCAAAUUCAGUGCAUCGAGUUAUCAAUAAUACGUUUGGUUCCAUAUUACCGUCUGGACUACAGAGGGCGAUUCUGGAUGGGCUUUUCACUAUAGGUCGAGCACAGCUUUCAGAUUUUGUCUUGAAUGAGAACAAUCCAUUUGGUUCUUUGAGACUUGCUAAACUAAGGAGAAUCUUUGAAGAAGGAAAGAGCCUUCAACUCCAAUUUCCUGCUGAAGAUCUAGGUUUCAGGUACCUUAAGGGAGCAAUUGUACCAGAUGAUGAUAGUGUGUUGGAAGCACCAGAAGCCCCUACUGGUCGUAGGCGGGACUAUGUUCCCUCUGCAGAUCCAGGCUCAAGGCUGCCUCAUAUGAAUGUAAGGUUGUUAGCAAAACUAUCAAGUGAGGAAACGUUUUCCACAUUGGAUCUCGUAGCAGUGGAUAAAGUUGAGUUUCUUCUUAUUAUUGCACCAGUGGAGUCAUCCUACCGCCUAGCUCAUGUUACAUUCAAGAUAGCAGAGGAAUUCAAUUCUUCCGUAAAGGUGUGUGUGGUGUGGCCAGAUGGUACUGUUGAUGGAGCUGCAAGAAGUAAGGAAGCAUUUGACCCUUGGGAAAAUUACAUAGACGUUGUGGAAGUGAGGCGGUCAACAACUUCAUUGUCAUGGUGGGAUAUCUGCCAGAUGACACACAGAGGAGCCAUUCUAGUUAGGCCCGACGAGCACAUUGCUUGGCAUGUGAAGUCAGUAGUGGUUGGAGAUCCUACUUUGGAGAUGAAAAGGGUUUUCUCUUCCGUUUUAGGAGUCCAAUCCACCGGCCUACAGUAAAUGAAUAUGCUUGGCAAAUAAUUCAAUACUUGCAUGAAGGAUCAGGAGCUGUCUUCCCCUUCAAGCACUGGCCAUACUGAACAGCACAAGCAUGGUGCGAACUUUGCUUCUCUAUGUUGAUGGGAACUACAGUAGGAAAAUAACACUGAAUAUGGUCAAUGACAUUUAAUUAACUGAAUUUUUUUUGAGGCUUCUUAAACAUUUUACAAGACAAGAAUCCUAGGUUAGAAGCACUCCUGAAUCACCUUCUUUUAGAUUGGAAUAUUGGAUAGGUGUUACUUGAGGUUUGCAGAGAUUUGUUGUGUCCAUACUUGCGCUUUACCUGGUUGAUUUUCAUGUAGAUGCUUAUAUUUUCAGUGUCUCUUUAUC